Messenger RNA from Saccostrea echinata, 1941 nucleotides. RefSeq names its product putative aminopeptidase W07G4.4. Bases 88 to 1644 code for a protein of 518 amino acids. NCBI's taxonomy places the organism in Eukaryota, Metazoa, Mollusca, Bivalvia, Ostreida, Ostreidae. Gene Ontology annotation, biological process: proteolysis. The transcript has 16 exons. Gene Ontology annotation, molecular function: manganese ion binding; metalloaminopeptidase activity. The record is from RefSeq and is a predicted model, not a curated record. Gene Ontology annotation, cellular component: cytoplasm.
CGAGGAGCUCCGAGUACAUUAUUCCUCCUUAUCAAAGUCAGGUGACAGCACUAACGUCCCCACUUCUUGCAGCUGACGAAGAGUAAAAUGUCGGCGAAAAAUGGAUUACCAGAACUUCUCCCAUGUCUAGACAUAAAUGACCCACAGUAUGAUGGGGUGGUGGUGGUUACAGACACCGUCCAAAAAUUGCUGGACAAUCAGUUGAACGCAGUGGCCGAAGCAGUACAGAACUAUGCAAAAAUUGACUCUGCUUACACUAAAGAGGUGGUAUUGAUCCACACAGAUGCUGUUCCCUCCAAAAGACUGAUCUUUGCCCCCACUGGUCCCCUGGACAGGGAUUAUGAUGAUGUCAGAAGAUUUGCUGAUGCAGCUGAAAAAGGAGUAAAGAGGGCACUACAGGCUGGCUGUAAGAGGCCCCUCCUUGUUCGUCCCGUGGACAACAGUUUUCCCAAGGCAGGAAGUGUGACCACACUGGGAUGUUUAUCUGCCCUCUAUGUGCCCCUGGAGAUACGAGAAGAUGUACCAUCCAAAGCCUCUAAGGUGGAGGCAUUGGGUAUCUGGUGUAAUUCUGAGGAGCGUGUCAAACAGGGUAUUGUCCUGGCCAAUGCUGUGGAGUCUGGCAGGAUUAUUACGAGAGACAUUGGGGGAUCAGACCCUGAAAGGAUGGCGGCCCCCAAUGUGGCCAAGUAUGUGGAGGAAGCAUUCAAGGACACCGCUAUCAAGGUGACUGUGAUAUCAGAUCCUGACACUCUCAGGAAGGAAUACCCACUGUAUGCUGCUGUAAACAGAGCCGCUAACCAGGUAGAGAGACAUCAAGGGAGAGUGAUUUUCUUGGAGUACACUGGAGAAGGAGAUAUUGACAAAACCCUGUUUCUGGUUGGCAAGGGUGUGACCUAUGACACUGGUGGAGCAGACAUCAAGGCGGGGGGUGUGAUGGCGGGGAUGCACAGAGAUAAGUGUGGGGCAGCUGCUGUUGCUGGGUUCUUCAAGAUUUUGAAUGAAAUGAAGCCCAAGGGCCUACGAGUUGUAGGAGCAAUGGCAAUGGUUAGAAACAGUGUAGGUUCUAAUUGCUAUGUGGCAGACGAGAUCAUUACUUCCCGAGCUGGAGUGAGGGUCAGGGUAGGGAACACAGAUGCGGAGGGACGGAUGGCCAUGGCUGACGUUCUUUGCUACCUGAAGGAACAGGCAAGAAGUGCAGUAAAUCCACAGCUAUUCACCAUAGCAACAUUGACAGGACAUGUUAUCAGAGCUUAUGGACCAAAUUAUUCAGCAAUUCUUGACAAUGGACCAGCAAGGAAUAUGAACAACGCUCAGAACAUCCAGGCUGCGGGGGAUACAUGGGGGGAUCCUUUUGAGAUCUCAACAAUCAGAAGAGAUGACUACGAUUUCCAUCGUGGUAAAUCCGAGUAUGAGGAUGUUCUACAGUGUAACAACUCCCCAUCAUCAGCCACCGCCCGUGGUCACCAAACCCCAGCAGCGUUUCUGAUAGAAGCCUCAGGAAUGGAGAAGCAUGGGAAAGAUUCUGACCAGCCAUUGCCCUAUUCCCACCUGGACAUUGCUGGUUCAUCAGGACCAUUCCCUGGAGUCCCCACAGGAGCCCCUAUUGUUGCCUUGGCAGCACAUUUUGUUUUCCCAAGAUGCUAAAUGUCUUUUCUCCGAGUUUGGGAACAAAUGACAAACAUAAUAUUUAGUAUUAUAUUUCUGUAUAAAAUAGAUAUGUAGAAUUUCAUUUAUUCAUAUUAUUGCAAUGCAUGUAAUCUUUACAAAACACCUAGUUAGAUUACAUAUGUCAAAUAGACAACAUGAUAAAAAUUCAUGAAAUGAACAAACUAGAUUUUCAAGUCUUACUAAUUCCAUGGUUAAAAUUGUCAUUAAUCAUAGGUACAUGGAAACAUUUUUGUGUGAUAUGAUUUUUGUCUCUCAAUAAACAAGUCUCUAGAC